GGCUCAGUGCGAGAUUGCGUACGGCGGCAUUUGUACAGUGAAGCCGCCCGCGCAGAGAUCUUGGUACCUUGCAGUCAAAGCUUUUCCCUCGCAGACACGACCGCUGACACUUGCUUCAUUAUGGCGAGCGCGGCUGAUGGAUCGGGGCAAGGUGCUGAGUCAGAAGAAGCCGGCAUCUUCCUUGACACCAGCUGCUUCCGCCACUUUGCCCCGCUGCUUGAAGCCAGCCAGGCCUAUGCCCAGCUGAGCGGCUGCCGCUUCCGUUUGGCCUCCUUUGAGCCGGCGGGGGAGGAGGAGAUCUCCAAGGAGAAGAGCGUUCGCCUGAAGGCCCGCGCUGAGGCCGAGCCCCAGGUGCAGAUCUUCGCGGAGCGGCUGCGAGGGGGCGACCCGCUGCUGGUGGAGGAGCACGAGCGAGCCUUCCGGGUGGUCAUGGUGGAAGGGGUGCGGAACGCGAUGAUGGCGGCCUUUCAACGCCUGGAGCUGUGGCCCCCCAUGCCGCCGCCGGGAGGGAUCGAAGACGACGACUGCUGCUAUGAGGAUGUGAACUCCGACUUGCCGGUGAUCGCACAGCGGCUGUACAACGACGAUGUGCGAAGGCUCAUGGCGGUGCCCUGCGAUGGCGCUGCGUCGCCCUGGCAGCAGCGGGCCUUCACCGCGGCCUUCAUCGUCGACUUCGCGGAGGAAGUGGGCGUGCCAUGCCUGCCCAUGCCGCCGACGCAGAAGGAGAUGAUCGAGGAGUUCGCCUUGCGUCUCGAGGAGUUCGAGGCGCGAAGCUCCGAAGCUGCCGAUGGCUCCGAAGCUGCUGCUGAGGAGGAGCCGCCGCUCGGCGGACGAGAACACCUGACCCUGGGGGUGGCGCAGCAGCUGCGCGCGGAGACGCGGCGACUCACGGAGCGGGGAGGCCAGUUUGUCUCAGAGCACAAGACCGCACUGGCGCUGGGCGCUGUGGGGCUGGUAGGGGGCGCCUUGACCGCGGCAUUGGCCGCUGGAGGCGCCAUUGUUGCCACGCGCCUGGCCCGCUCCGAAGACGAGCGUGAAGACCGCAGAUGCUGACUCGCGGCG
Molecule: messenger RNA, 1062 nt
Organism: Effrenium voratum
Lineage: Eukaryota; Dinophyceae; Suessiales; Symbiodiniaceae
Source: the annotation of a GenBank genome assembly